Molecule: messenger RNA, 326 nt
Organism: Caenorhabditis angaria
Lineage: Eukaryota; Metazoa; Nematoda; Chromadorea; Rhabditida; Rhabditidae
Source: the annotation of a GenBank genome assembly
AUGAGCAUUCCCUUCGCGAAGGCCUUCGAAGUUCCAAUCAAUCGAGUGAAAAUUUUUGGUGAGUUCAAGGAAUUUAUAAAGUUAAACAAAAUUUUGUUCUAGAGAAAGAGUUGUUUGUACACAUAUCCGAUUGGCAAUUCAUCCUGUUACAAACAUCACAUCGGUUAAGCGUUUGGAAGAAAUUUGAUGGAAUUAUAAGAGACACUGCGAAGUUGAAAUUUCGAAAUGUUCUGGGAAGAAACGCACAACCACCCGCAAUUCUUCAAAAUUCAUGUGGCAAUACUUCUUCACAUUGGAAGAUCGGAGAAGCAGAGUUGACGUGUUAA